CUUGAUAGUCAUAAGUUUGUGUUUAUGUAUUGAACGUUUUGACCUUUCAAGUGGAUUUUAUCUGCCGAUUACCUGGUCGUUGGAGAGAAUCCCUGAACCAGGUCUACGCGACCUUUGGAAUAUAGAGCAGACCCAAGAGCCUGAGAUCGGCCAUUGUUUUGACAAAGUUUGAUCUACCUGUCUUCGUUACGUAAUAAAGGCCGCGUGGCGAUCCUUUCAAUACUUCAGCGAAAAAUUGGGCAGUUGACACUGGAUUUGGUUUUUCAAAGGUUGGACAUUUUUGCCAUUUCCACCACAGUCGAAAGGAAAUAAUAUUUUAAUAGUGCAUGCGCAAGACACUUCCUGAAAACUAAUACCGUGGAUUCACCAGACGGAUAUACGAGCUAUCGUCGCGCUUCUUUUACGAAUCCGGAUUUCUUGUUCGUCACUUUGAAGAAACUUCAUUUAACAAGUUUGAGAGCUUUGGAGUGCGACGUCUGAACACUGGUUUUCUUAAAGUUGGAACUGGGACACGAAUGUAAAGCGCACCUGGAAAUAAGUGUUAUAUGCUGAAAUAGGCCGCAUACGGCGGCAACAUGUGAAAAUCUCACACGGUAUCCGCGACCCCCGCGCCUUACACUUCUGACACGGGACUAGAGACGCCACUGAAAUGUGUCUCAAGACUUCACCCGGGAGACACCUUUGCAGGAGCGUCCAAUCCUACCAGGAACCAUAAGUGCGAUUCUCACGGUACAACAGAAAAUAGGGCGGCUUCGGCGGCGAACCCUUUUUUCUGUGUCGUUGUUUUCGACCUCAGAGCUCAGAAUUGGUGACGUUGUACCUAGACGGCUCCGGCGCACACAAAACAGGGACAACGUCCAAGCGGUGCGAGCAGGCGGGCAAAGACCUUCGUCCCCCUCUAUAUGCCCUAGCGCUUCUCGCUCCCACGAUAAAACGGACGCACCUUUAUAACAGCUUUUAUCUUCCAUCCAUAUCUUAUCGAGGCACAUCAGCUCGGUUGCUCUGUGAUCAACGCACCAGAGUCUCUGGCGUGUCGUUGGCUGUUGCAGAAUCCCUUGAGGAGGGACUUGAAAAAUUUCCAACGGGAAGAAUUAAGUAUAAAACACUUUUCUGAAUUCCGUAAAUCAGAAGUCUGUAGACCUGAAGCCUGCUGACAUCACACCAUUCUGCUUUUGGGUACGUGAAUCACUGAAGGAGUAAGGAAGUUAAAGGUUCACCGAACGAGGAGGGAAAAAAAGCCAGAACGAUUUUUUUCCCUAAGCAGGACAUACAGAAGGCGGAAGGUAUUAAUAAGGCAAUUGUGUUGGGUUUUCAAUUCGAGGUAAUACAUGAUAUGCAAGUUAAAAGAAAGGAGUCGAAGUGAAAAAGGCUUGCACUUAAACGUCCACAAACUAUUUGUAAUGUUCUUUAACCCUGGAACACCUACGAAAACUGAGCCUUAUUAGCUAGGACGAUGUCUCGGUCUGACGAAGAGUGGAGACAAACCCCUCCGCCCCCGCAUUCCCACCCUUCCGUCUGUGUGAUUAAGGAAGAACCGCGAUCACCAGGCAGCCAUCAUUCGGAGUCCGGGGGCGAAGUUUCCAAUCCGAGAAGCACACCGCUAAACAACCAUGCCCCUAGUCACAGUCCCACGCCACCACCAUCAGCCUUGGGUCCGACUUUGGUGUCGCACACCCACUUGAACGAGGACAGUCCGUCCCCUGGUCCUGUGUCCCUCACGACGGUGUCCAACGGGAGCGGUGUUCAUUUGCACGCCCCACACGGUUUAACGACGCACAACGUGCCCUUGGCCUUCGACAGUGCAGGCCACCUUCUACCAACAGAGGAGGUCGAGGGUUUCUUCAACAGUUUGGACCGUCCAAGCAUCACUCUGGCGGGCCAUUAUCAUGUGGGGGCACCGUCCGGGCCGGGCAGUAGCCUUACCACCCUUACCAGCUCCCCAAUCCACUCCACCCACUCCAUGUACCCCGGGGGUACGGGAGCGGGCCUUAUCACAGUCCAGCCUCCAGCUUACACGGACACAACUCCUGGAAGUUACCUACAUAGUUCGGCCACCAUGACAUCUCUGUAUGCUCCCUCCGCCCCCAGGGCCAGUUCCAUGCCGGCGCACUACACCAGCUCUACCCCCCACCCCUCCUCUGUGCCCCAUCCGGCAUCCCCUGGAUCCUCCGCCAUGUGGCCCCUCCAGACGGACCUCUACAGCCCCUCCAACAACUCCCCAUCCCGUUAUUACACUUCCCCCGCCAGCAGCUCUCAGCUCAGCCCCACACUGGCUCCCCUGUCUUCCCGUAGUGAGCAGAGCUAUUCCAUGCCGUACCCCCGCCAUUCUGGGGUUUCGGGGGUCUCGUACAGUAGUUACAUGAACCCCGACGCCUCUUGGAGUUCCUACAGUAACAUGACCUUAACUCAGGAACAGAGGGCAGCACUAAUUGAAAGAGAACCGGGAGAUUAUUAUGGAGAAGGACGAGAAUGUGUCAACUGCGGCGCCAUAUCCACUCCAUUAUGGCGGCGAGACGGAACCGGACAUUACCUCUGCAACGCAUGCGGGCUGUAUCACAAAAUGAAUGGGAUAAACAGACCGCCAAUCAAACCACAGCGACGUCUGGAGGAAGUUGAAGAAAGAAAAAAAUAUACAGAAGUCAAGUAUGAGAAGGCGAGUAAUCGAAGGAUGGGUUUAUCCUGUGCCAACUGUAAUACGACGACAACAACGUUGUGGCGGAGGAAUACAGAGGGCGAGCCGGUUUGCAAUGCGUGUGGACUAUAUUAUAAACUACAUCAGGUAAACCGACCAUUGUCGAUGAAAAAAGACGGAAUCCAAACCCGAAAGAGAAAACCGAAGACACCGACGAAAUCCAAGUCCCCUGUGAAGGAUAUUUGUCAGGAGCAUCCUUUACAUGACAUUAAGCCAGUGACGUCAUCAUACUCAGUAUAUCAGAUGCAUAAUUCGGCGGUACUGGCCGCGCUCAACAGCUCCCCUGGCGGCCUGGUGACGUCAGGAACAGCGCCUUCUACGUCACGCUGUGUGGAGACGCUCAUUAACCGGAACCAUAUGUUAGACCCAGGAAUGUUCCUCAAACAGGGGAUUGAUAUUUAUUCUGCUCCCCCUUCCCCUCCAAAAGCAGUCCCCGUGCCCCAGAGUGAAUCCACGCCCGGAAGUGACGUCCAUGACGAUGUGACUGCGCCUACGCCUCACAGAGACUUAACUCAGCUAAAAGCUGCUGACGUGUCGCAAAGCUAGUUUUGAAUUAAAAAAAAAAACUCUGGGUGGCAAUUAUCCGCUGGAACAUUCAUGACCAUAUGAAAGUGUGUCUCUUGCCAAUAGUUCAUUGCUCAUAACAGCUUUCUUUAUAAAGUUGGACACACAAGCAGUAUUUCAAAAUGGAUACCCAAUCCCCGUAAAUCUCGUCAGGGCGCCUUUUUCUGACUUCUGGUCUGUAAUUCAUGAAACAUUCUAUGCACCCCUUCAACCGACCCCUACUUCUUUAACCACCCCACACACAAGCCCUAAACGAGAAUGAAACCUGGACUUGAUAUUUGCCAUUUCCGAUUACAAUUGGUGGACUUAUCAUUAUGUCACCUUUCUGCCAAACAAGAACCUUCUUAAAAAAUUACUGCGUCAGACUCAGAGCCGUACAUACGUGGCUUCAAUUAUACUAAUUAAAUCUACUUAGAGAUUCAUGGACUUAUGAAUCUGAACUAGUUGUGAGAGAGAAAGCAGUUCAAAUAUUCACUUUUAUUUUAGACAUUGUGUCAUUAUUUUAUAGAUGCUCAUGAGACACGUGCUCUGUUUGUAACCCGGGUUAUCUCAAGGAAGAUCUAUCAGUUCUAGUUUUUGGAAUUUAAGAAGGGCAAAAUUUGUUUUGUGGUCCAUUAUCUUUUUGCUAGAAGCAAAAAAA
Molecule: messenger RNA, 3896 nt
Organism: Liolophura sinensis
Lineage: Eukaryota; Metazoa; Mollusca; Polyplacophora; Chitonida; Chitonidae
Product: transcription factor GATA-6-like
Exons: 7
Coding region: 1454-3238 (594 amino acids)
Biological process (GO): cell fate commitment; negative regulation of transcription by RNA polymerase II; positive regulation of transcription by RNA polymerase II
Cellular component (GO): nucleus
Molecular function (GO): RNA polymerase II cis-regulatory region sequence-specific DNA binding; zinc ion binding; DNA-binding transcription factor activity, RNA polymerase II-specific
Source: RefSeq, a predicted model, not a curated record